AUGGGGCACUCAAUUGAUAAUUGUGGAGCUCUUCGGGGAAGGGUACAAGCUCUGAUCAGGAAUGGAUGGCUAAAAAUUGAGGGAAAUGAAUCUCUUCCCAACGUCACUUCAAACCCAUUGCCUAAUCAUGGUGCAGGCAAUGGCAUGAAUAUGAUAGAACUUGGGGAUGAAAGCAAAGAGUCUCCUUUAGAGCCAUCCAUCAAUGUCAUACAGCUAGACUCUAUGUCCGAGGCACUGAUUUCACCAAUCGCUAAAGGACAAGAACUUGAAAAUUGGGAAGCAGAAGAUAUCCCUGUGCUUAAUCUCGAUGGUGGGCAAGUGCUAGAUCUGGAAACUGCCGUUAAAGAUGGUAUUUUACGUGGAAGUGGUGGAGGGUUGAUUUCCACAGUCGGCGUUGAGAAAUUGGAUCUUAAAAUGAUGUUUGAAGUCGAUGGAAGUACCGUCCGUAUUUAUAUGUCCGAUCUCAUUGUACCCAAUGCAAGACCCAGCGACGCUCUGCAGUCCAGACUUAUGAGAGAUCCAACAUCCUCAAAUGGUUCUCUCUUGGCCAAUAUACUUGCUUUACGGCAAAGCAAAAGCUCUGGGAUAAUACGUUGCACAAUACCAAAUGUUGUGACGUUGUUGAUGAAAGUUUCAGAGAGCUGUACGCAGCUUGCUUUAUCAAUUUUGUGGGCAGUUUGCAAGCUUGCACCAGAAGAAUGUGCUGCGCUUGCUGUGGAGGCAGGUUUGGCAACGAAGCUGCUUCUGUUAAUGCAGAGUAGUUGUACCUCUGCUGAAGCAGUGAUCAGCUGA
Molecule: messenger RNA, 792 nt
Organism: Hevea brasiliensis (rubber tree)
Lineage: Eukaryota; Viridiplantae; Streptophyta; Magnoliopsida; Malpighiales; Euphorbiaceae
Exons: 3
Coding region: 1-792 (263 amino acids)
Source: RefSeq, a predicted model, not a curated record